Messenger RNA from Saccostrea echinata, 2014 nucleotides. RefSeq names its product sulfotransferase 1B1-like. Gene Ontology annotation, cellular component: cytoplasm. Gene Ontology annotation, biological process: sulfation. Gene Ontology annotation, molecular function: sulfotransferase activity. Lineage: Eukaryota; Metazoa; Mollusca; Bivalvia; Ostreida; Ostreidae. The coding region runs from base 556 to 1386 and encodes 276 amino acids. The record is from RefSeq and is a predicted model, not a curated record. The transcript is spliced from 5 exons.
GUGACUGUUAUUUCUCAACUUUUAACUUGGAAUUUGGAGAUCGAUCCAGACAUUUAUGGAUUUGAAAAUAAGUGCUGCAUUUAUUAGGGAGAAAAGAAUCAAAGACAAUGGAUUAUUGAUCGAAGCAGCUUAAUAGUUUUAUAGUUGAAUGCUUUUUCAUUUUUAUUUUGUUUUAAACGUUAUUCAUUACGAAAGGUGCACUGUAAAACGUAAUUUUUCCAUGGGGCCAAUUCUUCAAUCCGCGGGUAUAAAAUUACGCAGAUUUUUUGGAUUUGCCAUUGUGUGUUUUAACUGCACUUUAAGUGCAACGUGAAAAUUUGGGACAUUGCAUCAAUUAUUUCCAGUUGGGAAAAAGUAUGCCUACAGAAUUACGUAAUACUUUUUGACCUAAAUAAUUGUGCAGAACGAUUAAGUUUUGUUGUUAACAAAACCUUGGAACUGCCUAAAACUUGUUGUUUCAGCAAUUAAGCACGUCUGGACUGAAAAGGUGAGAGAAGAGUGGAUCAAUUUAACUUCAGUUUUGCAUGUUACUUUGAUGAAACAGUUUAUGAUUUUAUGAUGACAACAAAGCAAAAGUUAAGAGUGGACGGACUGCUAGUUCCACCAUUUUCGUCAUUUCAAACCCUAACUGACGCCCGAAAACGAAUUGCAGAUAUUGUAAAUUUACCUACAAGGAAAGAUGACGUUUUUGUUAUUGGCUAUCCAAAAUCAGGAAGCCAUUGGCUGAAUGAAAUCGUGCCCCGCCUUCAGAAUUCAUGUCUGGACACCCCUCACAAAAUGAUAGACACCUUCCUAGAGUAUAUGCCAGAUCUACAGGAAUUGGAGAAUCUUCCUUCGCCUCGAAUAAUGACUUCCAAUAUCCCAGUUAAAUAUAUUCCAAAGGAAAACAAUGGGAAAAUUAUCCACUCCAUUCGUAACCCGAAGGAUAUUGCAGAGUCUGCUUUUUAUCAUUUCACAAACAACGAAAUAACCAAGGACUACUGGCUUCCAAAAUGGCCAAAUUUCUUGGACGAUUUCUUACGUGGGGAGAUUUAUUACGGAAGUUGGUUUGAACGAGAGAAAGAGUGGGAAGAGGCAGCACGACAAAAUCCCGAAAAGAUUUUGAUUGUUUAUUAUGAAAAUGUUAGGAAAAAUGGUACGGAGACGGUGCGACGAAUAUCCAAUUUUCUUGGAACCUCGUCCGAUCCUACAUUUCUUCAGGCUGUAUAUGAAUGUACCUCUGAGAAAGUAAAAGAAAGAGAAAAGGAUUCAAAGUGGAGCUUUAUCUACAGAAAAGAAGAGGUUGGUGACUGGAAAUCGGUGUUUACUGAGGAACAGAAUAAGAAGUUUGAUCAGGUCUUCAAUGAAGAAAUGAAGGACUCAAAAUUAAAAAUUCAAUGGGAGUAAAUGGUUUUGAACAAUGUUCAAAGACUUUUGUGCAUUCAUUGAAUUUGCUUCGCAUUUUAAACUUAUAAAGGAUUCUUUUUUAUUCCCCAAUAACCAGUAUGAACAAAAUAUUGUUUUAUUUGAACUAUUGAAAGCAAAAAUAUGAGUUGCGUGUGAUUUUUUUGCAACACAUGUACUGAAUAAAAUGGAGAAAAAAAUGAAUAAAAGGAAAUAUUGUUAAAUAAACUCAAGGUUAUCAUAUAAAGAGACGUAAUCUGCAUUCUUUCUGAUCAUUUUACAAAAAACGCCAAACCACAACGUUAAGAAAGAUAAAAACCAGUUCUAACUUGAUCACAAAUACAUGAUAUCGCUAACAAAGAAGGUUUUAAUAAAUUAUUUUAUUUGUAUGUACACUAAAGUUUUAUAAAUGUUAAAAUUCAGCAGUAAUUUUUUUUUUAAAAAGUCUAGAAAAAAGAGCUUACUAUCUGAAAAAUUUAUUUGUUAAUCUUAUGUGGACUCUUCCUCUUGUCAUGAAGGUUUAUGAAGCCUUUAAAGCAUUUAUGUAUAUUAUUUUGCCAAUAUAUUUGCAAAUGUUCAAUAAUAUUAUGCAGGAGAAUAAAAGUGUGUUUUUGAACACACUUAUACUUUC